ACUGAGGCAAUAGACAAUAAUGUGUGUUUGUUUGUGUGUGUGGGCUCCUUAGACCAGUGCUCUGAUUAACUAACAGUAGCUUUCUCACUCCUAUGUUUUGGAUGCUGCGUUCAAUAGCACAACACCGGCAGAAUGAUGGAGAGAGGGUCGUCUUCAGGGGCAGACAGUAGACGGAGCACAGAAGCAGCCGCAACCAAACUCACUGAAGAGUCUACGCUGAAGCGAGGAGAAAGUUACAUCAGGGAGAACAGCAUGGCCCCUGUAGAGGCAGAGCAAGAAACUCCAGACAGAGCACAGGAUUCCAGUGAGAACUCCUUGAUGAAGCUGCAGAGCUUUGACAUUGACCUGUGCUCAUCGUUUCUGCCGAGCCCCGAGGAAGGUCCGGGAACACCACGGAGCAAGGAGCAAACUGCUCCGAUCAGUCGGAGUGGUACUGCUGAUGAGGGAAGCACUGGGGAGCACACUGUCCCAAUUAUUGAUUUCAAAUUAAUGCAUCGGCAGGAUAGUGAUGAGCCGAUUCCAGCCUUUGAAGGCUGGCAGAGUGAGCUGGAGAACGGAGUCGAAGCCCAUCGAUCCAUGGGGGCUGGCAGAUUACUGCACCACAUCACCGAGGGCGAUAACCCACUAGUGUCACCACGUUGCUCCAGUUUUAGCAAGAGCCAAAGAUUUGUAUUGGACACGGAAGCUGCCCCUUCUCCACCAAGUGCUCAGCUCUUCAUCAUGCCAAGAAACUCUUCACUAGUCAAUUCAGAAGCUGAGAACAGUCCAAUGCUGAUGACACAGCUGACUAAACAGAUCCAGAAUUUGAGGAAGAAAAUACGCAAGUAUGAAGAAAAAUUUGAGCAAGAGAAAAAAUAUCGGCCAUCCCACAGUGAUAAAGUUGGCAAUCCAGAAGUCUUGAAGUGGAUGAAUGAUCUGACAAGGGCCCGUAAGCAGUUAAAAGAGUUGAAGCUGAAGAUCUCCGAGGAGGAGAGCAGGCGGCAUAGACAUCGAAGCAGCGUGCUGCCCGGAAACUCCAGGCAGGACAAAGAGAACAAGCACCAGGGAUCCGGAGAAUCCCAGCAAAAACCGAGUGUUGAGGAAACUGUACACAUUGUGAUGAAAAAGUUGAAAGAAAAGCAGGAAAUACUUGGCCUUCCGGAGGACGUUAAGGAAAUGACACAAAAGCAACUGAGGUUAGAUAAGGUCAACAUGCAAAAUUGCCUAUUGCAUUUUGAAAGCCUUUAUGGACGACCGGUGAACAAACAGGAAAGACUGCUAAUGAAGCCGCUCUAUGACAGAUAUCGAAGUAUUAGGCAGCUUCUCUCUCCUGCAGCAGCAAUCCCCACUAUUGAAGAAGAAGGUUCAGAUGAAGAAACUAUUCUGAAGAGUUGUGAAAUAUCAACCAGACCGAUAGAGGAGUUUCCUUUUCAAGAAUUUGUAGGCAAUGUAGACCAUAGAGAUGAAGAUCAUGAGCCUGGAUUUCUCCCACCUCUGGAUGAGAAGAAAGAUAUCAGGCAUUCAACUACUUCACUGGCCAAUCUACAUGAAGCUUCUAUGCCUGAGUUGUUGGAACAUCUUCAUGAAACUAGAGUGGAGAAGAAGAAACUCCGCAAAGCGCUUCGAGAGUUUGAAGAGCAAUUUCUCAAACAAACCGGAAGGAAUGUACAGAAAGAGGAUCGCAUUCCAAUGGCUGAAGAAUACAUCCAGUACAAGCAUACAAAAGCCAAACUUCGAUUACUGGAAGUACUCAUUGCUAAACUGGAUGGUACAAAAACUGUUUUGAGUUCUUAAAGAUGAACUUUACUCAGAAGACAAUUUUUUUUGGUCUUUAAAACAACCAGAGGAAAUUAUUCAAUCCUUUCUAAAAUUCUGGAUAUUGGAUCCUCGCAUUUGUGCCAUAGAAACACUUUUUGGCUGCACUUUAUUAAUUACUGAAGUCUGAAAAUUCCAACAGUGACACGAGAAUGAACAUGAGGGUUGUUGAGCAACUAAUCAAAGUCACUGUCACCAAUGACAACAAACUUUACAAGAUGCACUGACGAUAUUUUUGAGUAGGUAGCUUUGAGAAUUUUAUGAAAUAAAUCCUAUUCUGGAUUAUGAUAACACUCCAAAUAGAUAAUUAUUUCUUGGCAAGGCAAAUGUUCAGGAGGGAAAAGUGUUUUGCUUGCCUCUAUGUGAAACAUCAUAGCACUUUAUUUAUGUCAUUGUGGGGUUAAAAAAUGUGUUAUGUCUACCAAAAACUGCCUUUUUCACAUUUUGAUGGUUUCUUCAUUUUUUAAAAAAAAUCACAUUACAGUUUAAAUAUAAUCAAUUUCUUGAAGGGAGAAAAAAGGAAAUUCAAAAUGAAUUUACAGUUGUUUGUACACCAAUCCCUUUUUAUGGCCAUUUAUUUGUAUUCAUUUUUGUAUUCCAGAUAUUUUAGACUGGCCACUAAAGGAAUUGUCAUUUAUCAUUUUGAUAAAUAUUUGCUGAAAGAUGUUUGCAAUUUAGAACAUUUGUACAGUGUGUAAUUCUGAAAUUACCAUAUUUUUGCAUGCAUACUGUCCCUGCAGCAUCUUUAAACAUCUGUGGGUUAAGGUUUGACUGACUUAAACUAACCUGAUCAAUCUUCUCAGCAAUCCACUGGUUUUUGAAAAACUGUUAUUUAAUUAGGUAGAUUAAAAAAAGUCAUUUGAGCCUUGGAAGUUCAUUAUUGAAAAGAACCCAAAAUUCCUUGAACCUAGUCUAUUUUUAAAUUGAACUUUGCCUUCUCCACAAUGAUUUGACCACUUUAACACAAUGUCACUAAUACAGAUUAGGAGUAGUGGUUUCCAAUACAAAUUCUUUAAAUACUCCACUUACCUAGGAGCUCUUGAGAUGCAGUGAGUGCUCCUAUCUCUGAGCUGGAAGAAACCAAGUUCAAGUCUCACCCGCUCCACAGGAAUCUCAUAACCUUGCUGAAUAGGCUGAUUAAAAAUAUCUUUACUCCAUUUACCUGCUCUCAUGAGUGUAUUUGGUGCUUUUUUUUUUUUCAGCCAAUUUCUUGUCAAUCAUCAGGUUUUACCUCUAAUUUUGAUCAAUUUCAAGAGGCAGAAUCCAGCAUAAAAAUCCAGCUUUUUUUGGAAAUUAGCACAAUAAAAUCUGGUUUUCUGCAGACUUUUCGGAAAGUAAUUUCCUCAAUAUAAGUAGGUUAAUAUUGUGCAGGUACAUCUGGUAGGAGAUGUAAAACCAGAAGCAAAAUACUGCUGGUGCUGCAAGUCUGAAAUAAAAAUAAAACAGAAAACACUUUCAAUACUCAACAAGUCAGGCACCCUCUGCAGAAAGAAAAACCGGUGACCUUUUGUUCUGAACUCGUGUUAUUUGCAGAGAUGUAAAAUUUGGAUUGAUGCUUGUUUUCUUCGAAGUUUGUUUUUGCUGUUAGCAAGACAUUCCCUCUGCAUCUUUCGGAUCUUAUCCCUUUUGGUUUGAACCCAUGUGUCUCAGGACUUUGUCAGUUUGAUCGUGUUAAGACCAUUUCAUGAUCUUUGAUUACAGAGGACAUGUUACUGAAUAUUUUCUGCUGUGAUUAACCAGCAGGAAUUGUUUUCAGCCUGUUUCAGGCCCACGUUUUUCAUCCUUUUCAUGUACCUUCUUUAACCUCCUCCUUACUGUGCUAGUACUGCUGGGCCAUAAUUUGCUAAUAUUGCUCGCCAUUAUUUGUGGACUAGAUGAUUCGUUAUUUUUGGGUGGUGAGGAGCAAAUACAUGGUUAAACUCAAACUAUCCAAAUGUUGCUAUCCCAAUUGUAUCAUUCCAGCUUCAUAAGAUGGCAGCUUGCUGUUUGGCUCACUGUUAAAAUGCAUCACCUAUUGUGAAAUUGCAAUCAGUACAAACUAAAGUCAUUAGUCAAGGUACAUUUUGGUCUCCGUUCAAUUUUUCAUGAUUUGGUCAGUGUUAUGUACUCCAACCUCACUGGUACUGAACUACAUGCUUCCUUGUCUUGUUCAGAGGUUCUUGAUGACCAGUUUCCUUCACCACAAUAUUGUUAGCUCACAUUUGUAGCAAUAUGCCAUGCAAAAAAAAAAUGUAAAAACUCGAAAGGUGUAAGUCCAAUUACUCUUGGAUUCACUGCCAAGCAAAUGAUAGUUGAUGUGUUUCUGAAGAUUUCAAUGCACCCUCAUUCUACAAUAUUGCACGAUUUCCUGUACCUUAACUUUGGGUUGUUUGUAGAUGCCCAGAUACCUUUGAAUUAGAAUUAAUGCAUCCCUAAUUGAGGAGGAGUACAACUACCUCCACCUACUGUUUCAAUCAAAUUCCUUAAGCUAAUUCUUCAAUGACUUGAAGCCUGCUUUGUUUGUUGACCUUUGGUUAUUUCAAGUCUGCACGUGUUUAUUACAAAAUUUAAUAAUUUUAUGGGUGCUACUAUCCAAAGCUGCCACUGUCUGGUUGAGACUUUUUUUAAAGAAAAAGUUACAUUUGACGACUUAAGUGUUUAUAUGACGUGUGCAAAGUUUUCGAAUGUAUACAGACAAAAACUGGGUUUGCCAAAAAUAUUUCCAGCCAACCUGAACUUCUCUCUAAAAUGGGAAAGAACACAAUCUUUGUUUGGUUCAGGCAUGCUGUUAGCUACAGUAAGUUAAGCAGUAGAACGCAGAUUUAACCUCUGUUGGAAGCAGUUGUUCAAACUCCCAUUGACAGUGACAGAAUUUAACUCAGGUUUUUAAUUUAUACCACCUUUAUAAAAAUCCUGUUUCAUAUUCUCCCAACUUCAGAUAUCUAAUCUGGAAGCAAUGUUUUAAAUGCUGUUAAUUUCCCAUUCUUAGUUGAAAUGCGUGUUUUCGAAGUAACUUGAGAUAUUUCUUUUCCUUGUUGGGGACCAUUCAAAAAUAUUGUUCGUUGUUCCAACCUGUCUCUGCAUGGGCAAAAAAAUGAAUAAAUUAUAAGCUACUGUUUGGUUAAGCAAA
Chiloscyllium plagiosum (whitespotted bambooshark) is the source of this 4903-nucleotide messenger RNA. Lineage: Eukaryota; Metazoa; Chordata; Chondrichthyes; Orectolobiformes; Hemiscylliidae. The record is from RefSeq and is a predicted model, not a curated record.